This is a messenger RNA of Entamoeba dispar SAW760, 921 nucleotides long. Its product is annotated as NH(3)-dependent NAD(+) synthetase, putative. Gene Ontology annotation, molecular function: NAD+ synthase (glutamine-hydrolyzing) activity; glutaminase activity. Lineage: Eukaryota; Evosea; Mastigamoebida; Endamoebidae. Gene Ontology annotation, biological process: NAD+ biosynthetic process. The coding region runs from base 1 to 921 and encodes 306 amino acids. The record is from RefSeq and is a predicted model, not a curated record. The transcript has a single exon. Gene Ontology annotation, cellular component: cytoplasm.
AUGGACGUAACUAAAUUUCCUUUACCUCAAGGACUUAAAGUACAAUUAGAUAAAAUUCGAGCUAAACGUGCAUUUAACCCAGCAGAAUGGAUAGAAAAGAAAUGUACUAUGUUAAAUAAUUAUUUUAAAGAAUGUGGAUUAAAAGGAAUUGUAUUAAAUUGCUCAGGUGGAAUUGACUCUUCAGUUACUGCAGCAUUAUGUGUUCAUGCACAAAAAAUGCCUAAUUCUCCAAUUCAAAAAAUCCUUUGUUUAGCACAACCAAUUCACUCUACAGCGUCAAUUCAAAAUAAAGCAUUUAUUGUAUGUGAACAUCUUGGAAUUGAAAUUAAGACAAUUGAUCAAACUACAAUAUUUGAUAAUCUUCAUUCACUUGUCGAAAGUUCAGUCGGAUUAAAAGGAAAUGCUUUUUCUGAUGGACAAUUAAGAAGUUAUAUGAGAACUCCAACUGCUUAUUAUGUAUCACAAUUAAUGAGUGCUAAUGGAAUUCCUUCUGUUGUUAUGGGAACAGGCAAUUUUGAUGAAGAUGGAUAUAUUCUUUAUUAUUGUAAAGCUGGUGAUGGAGUUGUUGAUUUAAGUCUUAUUUCUGAUCUUCAUAAAGCAGAAGUUUAUCGAGUUGGUGCUGAACUUAAACUUCCAGAUAUUAUUCUUGGUGCAGUUCCAUCAGCAGAUUUAUGGUCAGGACAAACUGAUGAAGAUGAAAUAGGAUGUAGUUACCAAUUUAUUGAAUUGUAUACAGAAUAUUUAAUGAUGAAUGAAACAGAUAAAAAAUCAUUUAUCAGUGCAUUAGAUGAAACUUCAUUGAAACAAUUUAAUGAAUGGAGUGAGAUUGUUCAAAAGAUUCAUAAGAGAAAUUCACAUAAAAAAUUCCUUCCCAAAACAUUACCAGUUUAUAAAAAUAUGGAGGAAUUCUUAAAUCAUUAA